UCAGUUCUUCCCACUAGUUCAUUGUGCACCAAACAAUCAGUUUCCCUCGUUGUGAGCUUUCGCACAGUUGGAGGAGCAACGGGGCGGCGCAGGGGCCUGGAUGGCGGCAGCAGCUGCGCCAGAUGAGGAUAAAUACGUGCUGGGGAAGCAAGGAGAGAAGCGGAUGAAGGGGCGCACCAUCACCGUGCCGGUCGUCACGGGCACCUGCGCCUUCUACCUCGGCAAAAAGGCCAGCGAGUAUCAGAGCCACAAGUGGACUGUGUACAUGCGCAGCCCCAGCAACGAAGACCUGAGCCAUGUCCUGAAGAAGGUCACCUUUGGGCUGCACGAGAGCUUCCAGAACCCCAAGCGGGACGUCGAGUUCCCGCCUUACGAGCUCACAGAGACGGGGUGGGGCGAGUUUGACAUCGUCGUCACCCUGCACUUCAGGGAGGACAUCCAGGAGGCGCCUGUGGAGCUGUACCACCGCCUGAAGCUGUACGACGAUACCGGGGCGGCAAACCCCAAGAAGCCGGUUGUGCUGGAGAUUUAUGACGAAGUGGUCUUCUGGCAGCCCACCGAGGCUUUCUUCAGCCGCAUGGCGACGCACACAGCGCGCCCCGCACCCCCCUCGCAGCUCGCGCAAUUUUACACGGCCUUUGCGCCAGACAGCGAGUACCAGCGCAUCCAGCGGGCGCGGCAGCGGCUGGCCCAGAUCCGGGCCAACGUGGAGGGCACGGCGGCGGCGCUGGAGGCGCAGGAGGCGGCUGGGAUGUACGUGGGCGCGUGA
Messenger RNA from Chlorella variabilis, 769 nucleotides. RefSeq lists its product as hypothetical. The record is from RefSeq and is a predicted model, not a curated record. NCBI's taxonomy places the organism in Eukaryota, Viridiplantae, Chlorophyta, Trebouxiophyceae, Chlorellales, Chlorellaceae. Bases 101 to 769 code for a protein of 222 amino acids. Gene Ontology annotation, biological process: regulation of DNA-templated transcription. The transcript has 5 exons.